Molecule: messenger RNA, 318 nt
Organism: Macrobrachium nipponense
Lineage: Eukaryota; Metazoa; Arthropoda; Malacostraca; Decapoda; Palaemonidae
Exons: 1
Coding region: 1-318 (105 amino acids)
Source: RefSeq, a predicted model, not a curated record
AUGAUAGAAAUAUGUGUUGGAGAAGAAGAGGGAUUGGUGGGAAGGACCAGGGGAUAUGGAGUGUCGAGAGGAGAAAAGUGGUGGUGGAAUGGCGAGGUGCAAGAAUCAAUUAAAAGGAAAUCAAAAGCAUUUAAGGAAUGGAAAGUAAGGUAUGCACAGGGUGCAGAAGAAAGGAUCAGAGAAGAGGAAAGAGAGGCAAGGAGGAGGGCAGGUAUGGUUAUGGGUAGGGCAGCAGAGCAGUUGAAUGAAAGACUAGGAACAAGAGAAGGAGAAAAGGAUAUUUAUAAGAUUUCAAACUUGAGGAAAAGGCAGAGAUAA